Messenger RNA from Fusarium graminearum PH-1, 660 nucleotides. RefSeq lists its product as uncharacterized. The coding region runs from base 1 to 660 and encodes 219 amino acids. The transcript is spliced from 2 exons. NCBI's taxonomy places the organism in Eukaryota, Fungi, Ascomycota, Sordariomycetes, Hypocreales, Nectriaceae. The record is from RefSeq and is a predicted model, not a curated record.
AUGGUAGUGAACCACUACGGAUGCCACGAGAGUGUCGAGCCCUACGCCAAGCUUUGGCUGGACAAUAUGCGGCACAGACUGCCUUUCAAGUACGGAAUAGAUUGCAUUCUCACCUUGGCGGUAUCAUGGGUUUUCGAUGAUCAAGACAUCUUUGACCUAAUGGUGCGUGUGGCGUUGAGGAACAGUUCUGGGUUGAUCACGGUCGAAGAUGAUCGUCUUCCUAUUCCAGACGGUCUUUUUGAAAAGAUCAAUGCAUCCCGUGAGCGCUAUCUCGAGGCUGUAUCGUCAGCCACGGCCGAACUUUUCCAUCGUCUCAGAGAUGAAGAUGAUUGUCCUCACGCUUGCUCAAGUCUGAUGCUUGGCCGCUUAACGAAGAAGAUAUACAAUUUUGAUUCAAAUGGCUUGGGCAGUCAGGCAUUUCUUGGAUGGCUCAGAAUUGAAGGCUGUAUACGCGAUAUCAAGUCUAUGGGGGACUCUGACCUGUCUGAUUGGAACUGCAGAUAUCCUUCUACCAUCUUCCAAAGAUUGUACCCGGCGCUGCAAAAUGCGGAGAAUCAGCUACCUGCUUUUUAUCUGAAGGGCAGGAUGCUCACCGUUGAACAGGAGCCCACAGUUCAAUCGGAGCCGAACCCGUAUGCGCAUAAUGAGGAAAACUGGUGA